CGAGAAGGGCUAACUACCAACGUUCUGAGCCAUCGGAAGACGCGUUGCCUUCUCCCAUACGUACCGGCACUUCGGGUUCGAAUCGAACGCGCCGAUCACCAGUUGAAACCCGCUCGCGUCAUGGCAUGCCGGAGCAACAAGUGUCUCGGCAAUCGUUUAUCUCUAUCGCAGACACCGAUGAGCAGCCAGAGAAUGAGGAGACGAAUGCCGAUGUCGAUGCGGAUUUCGAGGCGGCGGUUCUUAAAAUACGCCAGAUUGUAGCCGCGAAAGCUGCGACAGAUACGGAGAAUAGACGCUUGAAAGACGAGAACAAGGAUCUGCGAACACAAAAUACAGGUUCUGAGUCGGACAAAAUAAGGAUACGGGAACUGGAAGAGCAAGUUAGAUUGUUGAAAGAGAGAAUCUCCAGCAUUCAAUCCAUUACCCGACUGACGGGGAUCUGGUGA
Talaromyces proteolyticus is the source of this 446-nucleotide messenger RNA. RefSeq lists its product as uncharacterized. The record is from RefSeq and is a predicted model, not a curated record. The transcript has 2 exons. The coding region runs from base 126 to 446 and encodes 106 amino acids. Lineage: Eukaryota; Fungi; Ascomycota; Eurotiomycetes; Eurotiales; Trichocomaceae.